AAAAUAUUGUAUGAAAUAUUUUUUUUUUUUAAAUAAAAUGACUUUAAAAAAUUAUUUGAACAUAUUAGAUUAAUGUUAAAUAUAUAUGAAAUUUGUCUAAUGGAAUAACAUACUGUAUAUCAGUCUUGAGAUUUUUUUCAUCAGUAACCUUUGACACUUGUGAUUAUUUGUCAAAUGUCAGGAUAUCAUAUAUAGAAAGUGUACGUUCUAAAAUAAAGAAAUUAAAUAUGAAUUAAUAUAUUUAAAUUAAGUUAAAAUUAUUAAAUUAUUUUAUUAAAAAUAUUUUAAUUACAUCAAAGAAAAUAUGGGUAAUAGAUCUAGCCUUCUUCUACGCGAAGAAGAAAUAGCACAAAUCCAAGAAGCCACUGGAUUUACACCAAACCAGAUUGAACGUUUAUAUAGUCGUUUUACAAGUCUUGAUCGUGGAGAUUGUGGAACUCUUAGUAGAGAAGAUUUCCUUAGAAUUCCAGAAUUGGCAAUAAAUCCUCUUGGUGAUAGAAUUGUAAAUGCUUUCUUUGAUGAAAGUGGUAAUGAUAGAGUGAAUUUUUUACAAUUUAUGCAAGUGCUGGCUCACUUCAGACCCAUUAAAAAAAAUAGUCCUAAUAGAUUAAAUUCUAGACAAGAAAAAUUAAAAUUUGCUUUCAAAAUGUAUGAUUUGGAUAAUGAUGAUUUAAUAUCAAAAGAUGAAUUACUAGCUAUUUUGCAUAUGAUGGUUGGUGCAAAUAUUAGCGAGGAACAGUUAACUAGUAUUGCAGAAAGAACUAUAGUAGAGGCUGAUGAGAAUGGUGAUGGAAUGAUUUCAUUUGAAGAAUUUUGUAAAGCAUUAGAGAGGACAGAUGUAGAACAAAAAAUGUCUAUACGAUUUCUUAGUUAAUUUAUUUUUUUCUUCAAAUAAAUGCACAAUUUACUGAUGUGUUGGGCAUAUAUAUUAAAAUUUAUUAUAAUUUAUAAUAAUAAUGAAUAUAACAAUUUAUUUUUUCUUAUAUAUUUUCAUUUAUUUUACAUGAAAAAAAGUUGAAGUUAUGUUCAGUAUUUAAUGAUACAAUGAAAGGUAAGAUAGUAAAUUCCUUUUUUUUUUUUUAAACUGUUAUUAAAACAGCUGUAAUUUUAAUUAAUAAAAAAUGAUACAAUUA
This is a messenger RNA of Apis laboriosa (Himalayan honeybee), 1133 nucleotides long. RefSeq names its product calcineurin B homologous protein 1-like (gene elm). The transcript has 4 exons. Gene Ontology annotation, molecular function: calcium ion binding. The record is from RefSeq and is a predicted model, not a curated record. Lineage: Eukaryota; Metazoa; Arthropoda; Insecta; Hymenoptera; Apidae. Bases 305 to 874 code for a protein of 189 amino acids.